UUGCAAUUUUAUCAUAAAUGAUACGUUUUUCUAGCGUUAAUAUAUAUUCGUUCACGGACUUCUGUUCCGACGCGGGUAUGAAUAUUUCUUUUACCAAUGGAGGGAAGUUUGAUUAAAGAGAGACAUUCGUUUACCUCGCAUGUUUACUUUGAAACGUCCAUCUAUUUAAAAAAAAUUACAUGUAAGAAAUAACAAAAGUUUAAAAAAAUGAGUAGUUUUUAAAAAUAAAGAACACAAUCUUACCAGUUCGACAAGCGGCAACCAAUCAGCUGACAAUGAUUAACAGUGACGUACUUCCGGCGGAAGCAACCGGUCAGCUGCGUUGCAUUUGUUUGCCGCUUCCUGGUUCUGUCAAGAGAUCAUUUUCGCAUCAUCUCAUGUAAAUGUAAGCAUUUUCUCACUUUGGUCGGUAGCCUUCAAAAGGAAUAAAACAUAAGGAAACUCUUGUUUGGACCACCGCCGCGACAAUGAACACAGAGAAGGACUUUUCGCCAUUGACGCCCAACAUCGUCAGGGCUCUCAAUGAUAAACUGUACGAGAAGAGGAAAGUAGCGGCCCUGGAGAUCGAGAAACUGGUGCGGGAGUUCGUGGCUCAGAACAACUCCACUCAGAUCCGUCAUGUCAUCCAAAUUCUGGCCUCGGAGUUUGCGCUCUCUCAGCACCCACAUAGCCGCAAAGGGGGACUGAUUGGCCUGGCUGCUUGCUCCAUCGCGCUGGGCAAGGACUCUGGUCUGUAUCUGAAAGAGCUCAUUGAGCCGGUACUCACUUGUUUUAAUGACUCGGACAGCCGCUUACGUUACUACGCCUGCGAGGCUCUCUACAACAUCGUUAAGGUGGCCAGGGGAGCUGUACUGCCCCACUUCAACCUGCUCUUUGAUGGUCUCAGCAAGCUUGCAGCAGACCCAGACCCCAAUGUCAAAAGCGGGUCUGAACUUUUGGACAGACUCCUGAAGGACAUUGUGACAGAAAGCAACAAGUUUGACCUGGUUGCAUUUGUACCUUUGCUGAGGGAGCGUAUUUACUCCAACAAUCAGUAUGCCCGGCAGUUCAUCAUCUCCUGGAUUCACGUUCUGGAGUCGGUGCCCGACAUCAACCUGCUAGAUUAUCUCCCCGAGAUCCUUGACGGGCUCUUCCAGAUCUUGGGGGAUAACAGCAAGGAGAUCCGCAGGACCUGCGAGGUGGUCCUCGGGGAGUUCCUGAAGGAGAUCAAGAAGACGCCGUCCAGCGUGAAGUUUGCAGAGAUGGCCAACAUCUUGGUCAUCCACUGCCAGGUGGCGGAUGAAACCAAGCUCACCAAUGACCUCAUCCAGCUGACGGCCAUGACCUGGAUGAGGGAGUUCAUCCAGCUAGCGGGCCGAGUGGUGCUGCCCUACUCCUCUGGGAUCCUCACCGCCGUGCUUCCUUGCCUCUCGUACGACGACAGGAAGAAGAACACGAAAGAAGCUGCGAGCGCCUGCAACCACAGCCUAAUGAAACUGGUCACCCCUGAGGAUGACGACGAGGAGGAGGAGGAUGAGAAGAGCACCGAGUCCCCAUCCAGAGAAGAUGGCCUCAGCAAGACGGAGGCUGACAGCGGCGACGCGCUCAACGCCUCACAGGGAGUUGUCGGUUUUAGCAACAUCAGCUUCUUCGCUCCGGCGAGCACCGACAGGUCUCAGGUGACUCUGGACUUGGAUGGCAUCGUGCAGGUGUUGGACCGCCACCUCCACGACUCGUCCACUGGCAUGAUGACCCGCAUCGCCGUGCUCAAGUGGCUCUACCACCUCUACAUUAAGACGCCGCGCAAAAUGUUCCGCCACACCGACAGCCUGUUUCCCAUGCUGCUCAAGACCCUCUCAGACGAGUCGGACGAGGUGAUACUUAAAGAUCUGGAGGUCUUAGCUGAGAUUGCGUCUUCUCCAGCCGGACAGACAGAUCUAACAGUCACCUGCGAUGGCUUGGAGCUCAAGGUGCCAGAUGGGAGCAAGCCAGGCGCCAAAACGGCCGAAUCCUCCCCGUCUACCCCGAGUAUGAACUCCUACUUCUACAAGUUCAUGAUCAACCUCCUGAAACGCUUCAGCACCGAGAGGAAGCUCCUGGAGAGCAGAGGAGCUUUCAUCAUCCGCCAGCUCUGCCUGCUGCUCCACGCCGAGAACAUCUUCCACUCCAUGGCGGACAUCCUGCUUAAGGAGGAGGACCUCAAGUUUGCCUCCACCAUGGUGCAGACCCUCAACACCAUCCUGCUCACGUCCGCCGAGCUCUUCCAGCUGCGCAACCAGCUAAAAGAUCUGCGCACGGCGGAGAGCUGCGCGCUCUUCUGCUGCCUGUACCGCUCCUGGUGCCACAACCCCGUCGCCACCGUGUCGCUCUGCUUCCUCACGCAGAACUACCAGCACGCCUACGACCUCAUUCAGAAGUUCGGCGACCUGGAGGUGACGGUGGACUUCUUGAUGGAGGUGGACAAGCUGGUGCAGCUCAUCGAGUGUCCCAUCUUCACCUACCUGCGCCUGCAGCUGCUGGACGUGGAGAACAACCCCUACCUGAUCAAGGCGCUCUACGGCCUCCUCAUGCUGCUGCCUCAGAGCCAGGCCUUCCAGCUUCUCUCGCACCGCCUGCAGUGCGUCCCCAACCCGGAGCUCAUGAGGACGGUGGACGAAUCCAAGUACAUGGACGCCAAGCGCAAGCCCGGCGCCAAACGGGCCUCGCAGGCCCACGUGGAUUACAGCGAGCUGCUGCUGCAUUUCGACUGCGUGCAGAGCAAACACCUGGAGGUGCGGCACCAACGCUCUGGACGGGCGUCCGAGCUGCCUGACAGGAAGCUGAUGUGAGACAGAAACCAAAAAGUGUUAACUAACAUGAUGGCGCUUACACUGUAAUGAUAAGAAUGUUGCGUAAAAACACAAAUUUCAAUGAAGAUUAAUUCAGAUUACUCAAAUUCUUUUUUAUCAGCACAGUUUUUCUUUAUUUAUUUAAAAUCAUACAAUAAAUGAAAUAUCUUCUAUGUGGUAGACACACACUCUGGCCACAACAUUAGGUACACUUUCACAGUCUAUUCAUAGAUCUUUUUUGUUUUAAAUCAUGCAUUUAUUUGAGAGUGAGAUCAUUAACAUGUUUAUCGCUGCUGUUUGUAAUUUACCGUGUCAUUUUGAGAGCUGCUUCUCGUAUUUUGAAUUACGUCGUAGCAGCACAGCGAUUAUAUUUAAUAUUUUUUAUUACUGUGCACUGUUCUAUUAAAUGUGGCCCCUCCAACCCGCCAGAAAACAUCUCCCGGCAUGAUGCAAUACAGUCUGAUCAUGUGAGUUCCUGUCAGGAGGUGUAUUUAUAUGUACAUAGAUCGUUUUUGCAGUUAAAUUGCUCAUUCAUUUAAAGUGAAACACACAUUUCAUGCUAAACAUCCAGUGCGAACCACAUUAUUGUAUUGUCACGGUAAUAUGACGCCGACGAUGCUGUAUUGUCAUGUGAGCUGCAUACAAAAGCUCACAUGUUCGAUAGCUUUGACCUAGUUGGGCAUACAUUUUUGGUAUGCCGUUCGUUGUUACACACGUCUUUCUUGCUCCUCCAGCUGACCUAAUAUGCUUAAUGUUUCUUCAAAGCACUGCUUUUGUCUUCAUUGAUGUGCAAAAUCAUCAAUAAAGUAAACACGGUGAACGUGCUUGCUUUCUUCUUAAUCUGACUUGCAAAUAAAAGUCCGGAAAGACGGGUAGAGCGAGUACCGACGGUUCAACUGUCAUUUUUUUUCCUCCUAAAAAGUAACCGCUGUGUUCAAUAUUUUGCUCUCGACUUCUCAUGGUUUAUCAAGCCCCCAGGGAAAACAUAGCUGCAUGUUCAUCCGUGUGCUCCAGGGGUGUCCAAAGUGCAGCCUGCAGCUGUUUUUUAAUGGCCUCCGGCACAUUUUUAACAAUACAAUGAAACAAAAAAUUAAAAGUGGUAAUUAACCAGAAAAUGUUGAAAUAUGGACACUCUUAACCCUAAUAAUAAUACGCCCUUUUGUUUAUAUACAACUUAGCAUACCUACAUUGGAACGCCUUUAGCCUUUUAACAUUUUUUUACAAAAUGGCCCCCACAUUCUUUGAUAUUUUGUAUAAUACACUAAUCCCUCGCCACUUCACGCUUUUAAUUUCGCAGCUUCACUAUCAGUUUUUCAGAAAUAUAUUAAUAAAUGAUGCUGUUUUCUGGUUGAAUAUGGCCGAUUAUUAGUCAAUUUGACACAUUUCUUGCCUAAAUUAAGCAUUUUCAAGCAUAAAUGUGGGCAAAUGAAGUAAAAUACAGAUGUAAGGCUUUCAGAAGAUGCAUUCAAAUACUACAUGUUGUUGAUAUGUAGUAUUCUACACUGGUCACCAGGUGUCAAUAAUGUUACACUGUUGAGAUAAUAGCACCACAGGAAGUAACAGCAACUCGCCCAAUGCUAACAUGACUAUAUUACUUAUUUUUUCUUAUUUAUGUCUUAAAUGGCUUAUUUUCUGUUAUUAUAUACACUAUACUGGGCAAUACGAGUGUAAAGGUAACUAUGGGGUGUUAUUUCAAGUCUAGAGGGCUCUAAUAAUGUUUAAAACUAGAUUUAGAAAGUUGUAAGCAGGUUUUCUAUACUCUAAGUACGGAAAUAUUCCACUUAUAAAUAAGGAAUCCUACCAUGUGGAAGUUCAUUUAGCACCGGCGGGUCUGGAAGUAAGUAACCGCGAUAAACAAGGGAUUACUUGUACGUUUCUCAAACUGUGGUAUGUAAGAACACCAUAUAUAGAUAUUUUUAUAUAUCUAUAUAUGCUGUUACUUCCUGUGGUGGCUAUUAUCUCAUAUAUGAUUAGAUUAAUAGUUAUUUUAGGUAGAUACUUUAAUUUAAAUUCUGUUACAAAUAUACGCAUGAUAAACAGGCUAUGAAAUCUACGAAAUACCUGUAAAAAUACAAAUGUAUUAGAAAAUGAGCUACAGUUGAAUUCAAAUGAAAUCUCCCUUUACUGAAGUAUGAACGUUUAAGUCUCCUCAUUCGCCAUCAGCCACAUAUUCGAAGAUUAAACAAGCUAUUUGAGGUGUAAAAAGUCUGAGAACUGUUAGACGUUUCAUUAGGUACUACAGGAUGGCCAGUGCGGGUGUGUCUGAUGUUUUGUCCAGUGACAGUGCAGUAUAUCGGUCAUGGCACUUCUGCAAUGAAUUUCACAGGAUGCCAAGUAGUGCGUGCACGACUGUUACUGUCCUUGUGUGAAGUCUCAUUGGUCAACUGUGCUUUUGACAACAGAUGAGCAAACUGCGGCCCGUGGGCCACAUCAGGCCCGCCAAGCAUCUUAAUCUGUCCCACCGGGCAUUUCCAAAUUCCCUUUUUUUUAAGCUUUAAUGCUUGAGUCGCCAAAAUAGUCAGAUGCAAUCUGUCGCUUGUAUAAAAAAGCCAUUCGAACAACACAACAUGUCAACACACACGACGCGCCAAGUAACCUACCUACUGCACCAUGUGGGCAUUCAAAUAUCUACGCGCAGUACCUACGCCAUAAAGAAACACACAUAUAUUCCCGCCGCAAGGCAUGCUGGGUAGCUUGUGGUACAUUUUGCCGUGUUUGUCGCAUUUUUUGCUUGAUUGCAAAACAUUGAGGAGGUCGUCAGAGAAGUAAACAAGGAGGGGUUUACAUACUCUUGACAUCCAAUGUUUUAUUGUUCAGAGUUCAUAUUGUUGUUGCGGCCAGCAUGCCCAGCAUGCCUUGCGGGCAUUUGGGAAUAACAGUUUUAAGUUGUGUGUUAUGUUUAGUGCUCAGUUGUUGAUGUAUGUGAUGCGUUAACUUGCUAUGGAAGUGUUGUGUUUUUGUUUCGUUGCUCCGUGAGAAAGUAUGUCGUUCUGACGGCCCCCUCGCCAAAUUUCUUAACCAAAUGUGGUCCGCGAGUCAAAAAUUUGCCCACCCCUGACCUAGAGAUUGCUUAUCAGCACCAAACAGGAGAAAAAUCUACCCAUCCAUCUUCUUCCUCUUAUCUGGGGUCAGGUCGCGGUGGCAUCAACCUAAGCACUUCCCUCCCCCCGGCCACCUCUUCCAGCUCCUCCCGGCGGAUCCUGAGGCGUUCCCAGGCCAGUUGAGAGACAUAGUCUCUCCAAUGUGUCCUGGGUCUUCCCCGAGGCCUCCUACCAGUGGGAAGUGCUCUGAACACCUCCCCAGGGAGGCGUCCGGGAGGCAUUCUGAACAGAUGCCCGAGCCACCUCAUCCGUUUCCAUGACGUCAUGAAGGAAAAACCUCCUUCGUCAUGGACAUGUUACCACUUCUGACCCGCCCCUAGCUAGAGCAGAUGAGCCUGCCUCGUGUAGAUGCCCACCACUUCAUCAAGGCUUGAUUUUGGACAACACACUAUUGUGGAACCUCUGAUACUUAUGUGUAUCCUGGCAUUAUGUCUAAAUGAUGUUACAGCAAAAGAAUGCAUGUUAAAAGGGUGACUUGCAUGGGGAGGUACCACCAAUUUAGCAUGGCAUGUGAGUAGGCAUCUGUUGACUCCCGUCAGUUAGCAGCUACACUACAUUAGCGCUGAACCGCCGCCCUCCCACUAGUGUGGACAAGACUAUAUAGAUGACUCAUUUGGUCCGUGAGGAUGAGGGAAGAUUAAGCUUUCACUAGCAGAAUGCAGUUGGACUAUUCUUAUAGGACACAUGCACAAUAGCGUAGCCACCCAUUUUGCAUCAACGUACACCAAUGAAAACAAAUAUGGCGCACAAAGCUGGUACUAGUAAAUAGCUGGAGUCACUGCACAUUGUUGUCGACUCACCUGCCUGGUUUUAAAGCAGGCCGGGUGUCCCAAAAUAGCGCUUGUGCGCUGUGAGGGAAACUCAAGCAUGUUAUACGCUGCACUACUGGCAGGAUUGUGUUGCCCCAAGAUUUCUAACUCCACACGUAUGCGCCCUAUUUUAGUUCUAGUAAUUUGCUCCCACAACUAAAUACUGGAUUACAGUUCAAAUCAGGACAGCAAUGCACAUCUUAAUGUGAUGAGGAACCAGCUCUCAGCAUAACGCAGUGCAUUUAUACACCAACACAAAAAUACAAAUCAGAAAUAUGGAUUGUCAAUAUUUCAUUAGUUAUAUACACACAUAGUAUUAUUAUUAUUAAAUUAUAGUCACAUAAAAUACUGUCAUUUUUAAUGUAAUUAUUAUUGCUA
Molecule: messenger RNA, 7095 nt
Organism: Dunckerocampus dactyliophorus (ringed pipefish)
Lineage: Eukaryota; Metazoa; Chordata; Actinopteri; Syngnathiformes; Syngnathidae
Gene: vac14
Product: vac14 homolog (S. cerevisiae)
Exons: 1
Coding region: 468-2807 (779 amino acids)
Biological process (GO): positive regulation of kinase activity; phosphatidylinositol biosynthetic process
Cellular component (GO): endosome membrane; PAS complex
Source: RefSeq, a predicted model, not a curated record